Molecule: messenger RNA, 252 nt
Organism: Suillus fuscotomentosus
Lineage: Eukaryota; Fungi; Basidiomycota; Agaricomycetes; Boletales; Suillaceae
Exons: 1
Source: RefSeq, a predicted model, not a curated record
CUCGACACCCCGACAAUUGACACGCCAGUCAAACGAUGGAUCAUGCCAGAUAAAUCAACUAAUUCAUUGUAUUAUUCCUGGAUUACACUUGUUCCAACCCUCAUCAAUCCUUUACUUCGCUAUUCCACGCAAACACAUGGAAAAACACUAGAAAUCAUCCACCCAGCCAUAUCUGUAUGCAGGACACCAUCAUGUUCACCAAAACAAGCCACAUUGAUGUGUUUAUUUUUCGACCAUAAACUUAUCGUUAUG